UACAGCGUCGACUUCGCACGAUGAUUGGCUGUUUACUCUCCGGCCGCGACGUGAUUGGCUGGCGUGCUCGGCGAUUGGGCACCGGGAGCCGAGGGGCGGGAGGCGCGAAUUCGUCCGUGUGGAGCCGCUGAGCUGCAGCGUUCAGGAGGAGGAGUGGCCGUGGCUGGGCACCUGGCCGCGCCUGACGCAGUGACGUAUCUAAAGUCAAGAAGAAAGCAAAAUGUCUUCCUCAAUGUCAUCGGAAUACACUAUUGGUGGGGUGAAGAUUAACUUUCCUUGUAAAGCUUAUCCAGCACAGCUUGCUAUGAUGAGUUCUAUUGUCAGGGGGCUAAACAGUAGUCAGCAUUGUUUGUUGGAGAGCCCCACAGGGAGUGGAAAAAGUUUAGCCUUACUUUGUUCUGCGUUAGCAUGGCAACAAUCUCAUAUUGGAAAGCCAGUGGAUGAGGGCUUAAAUAAAAAGCCUGAGGUGCCAUCAUCAUGUUGUUGCACAUGCCAUUCAAAGAAUUUUACUCACAGUGACAUGAGCACGGGCACGUCACCUCAUUUCAGUAGUCCAAGCAAGCUGUCUGAAAGAAAUGGGACUUCGUCACCCUGUCGAGACUCUCCUGAAAAAAAUACUCUGGCUGCAAAGUUAUCUGCCAAGAAACUGGCAUCCGUACAGAGAGAUGAAGAUGAUGAUUUUCAAAUAGAGAAGAAAAGAAUCCGACCCUUGGAAACUGCACAGCAGAUGAGAAAACGUCAUUGCUUGGAAAAGGAUGUCCACCAUCUGGAUGCAGAAGUAGCUUCGGAAAAGAGAGUAAAACCUGAGUCACCUGUAAGAAAGACAAGCUCCUCUUUCCAAAAUCUCGAUGGCCCGUGUUCUAGGUGCUGCUGUUCUACUAAGCAAGGACACAGUGAAGACUCUGCAAACACUCUGAAGAAAGAUCAUGGGGGACAAUCCAAGAGACCCAAAAUUUAUUUUGGGACCCGCACACACAAGCAGAUUGCUCAGAUCACUAGAGAGCUCCGAAAGACAGCUUACUCAGGGGUCCCAAUGACUGUUCUUUCCAGCAGGGAUCAUACUUGUGUUCAUCCCGAAGUAGUGGGCAACUUCAACAGAAAUGAAAAGUGCAUGGAGCUACUGGAUGGAAAACAGGGAAAAUCCUGCUAUUUUUAUCAUGGUGUCCAUAAAAUUAGUAAUCAGCAGACAUUGCAGUCUCUUCAGGGGAUGUCCAAGGCCUGGGACAUAGAAGAGCUUGUCAGCCUUGGGAGGAAACUGAAGGCAUGUCCCUACUACACAGCUCGGGAGCUGAUAGAUGAUGCUGACAUAAUCUUUUGUCCCUAUAACUACCUCUUGGACGCACAAAUAAGGGAAAGUAUGGAUAUAAAGCUGAAGGAGCAAGUUAUCAUUUUAGAUGAAGCGCAUAACAUUGAAGAGUGUGCUCGGGAAUCAGCAAGCUACAGUGUAACAGAAGUUCAGCUUAGGUUUGCACGGGAUGAGCUAGAUAGUUUGGUCAACAGUAAUGUAAGGAAGAAAAGCCAUGAGCCCCUACGAGAUGUGUGCUAUAACCUCAUUAAUUGGCUAGAAACAAAUUCUGAACAUCUUGUAGAAAGGGACUAUGAAUCGUCUUGUAAAAUUUGGAGUGGAAAUGAAAUGCUCUUAAAUUUGUACAGAAUGGGCAUUACCAAUGCUACUUUUCCCGUUUUGCAGAGACAUUUUUCAGCUGUUCUUCAAAAAGAAGAAAAAGUCACAUCAGUCCAUGGUAAAGAGGAAGCAAUACAGAUCCCUAUUAUUAGUGCUUCAACUCAAAUAAUGCUCAAAGGACUCUUUAUGGUGCUUGACUAUCUCUUUAGAGAAAAUAGCAGAUUUGCAGAUGAUUAUAAAAUUGCUAUUCAACAAACUUACUCCUGGACAAAUCAGAUUGCUGUUUUUGAUAAAAAUGGGGUCUUGGCUGUACCAAAAAAUAAGAAACAUUCACGACAGAAGAUUGGAGUUAAUGUGCUAAACUUUUGGUGCUUAAAUCCAGCUGUGGCCUUUUCAGAUAUUAACAACAAAGUACGAACCAUUGUUCUAACAUCAGGAACGCUGUCACCUAUGAGAUCCUUUUCAUCCGAGCUCGGUGUUACAUUUAACAUCCAACUAGAGGCUAACCAUGUCGUCAGUAACUCACAGGUUUGGGUUGGUACUGUUGGCUCGGGCCCUCAGGGUCGGAAUCUCUGUGCUACCUUCCAGCAUACCGAAACAUUCGAGUUCCAGGAUGAAUUGGGAAUGCUGUUGUUGUCUGUGUGCCAGACUGUGAGCCAAGGGAUUUUGUGCUUUUUGCCAUCUUACAAGCUAUUAGAGAAAUUAAGAGACCGUUGGGUUUCCACUGGCUUAUGGCAUAGUUUGGAGUCAGUGAAGACAGUCAUCGCAGAACCGCAAAAAGGAGAAAAAGCUGAUUUUGAUGAAUUGCUGCAGGUGUACUAUGAUGCCAUCAAGUUCAAAGGAGAAAAAGAUGGAGCCCUUCUCAUAGCGGUUUGCCGUGGCAAAGUGAGCGAGGGUCUGGACUUCUCCGAUGAUAAUGCCCGUGCUGUCGUAACAGUAGGAAUUCCUUUUCCAAAUGUGAAAGAUCUUCAGGUUGAACUAAAACGACAGUACAAUGACCACCAUUCAAAGUUGAGAGGCCUUUUGCCUGGCCGUCAGUGGUAUGAAAUUCAAGCAUACAGAGCCUUAAAUCAGGCUCUAGGCAGGUGUAUUCGACACAAAAAUGAUUGGGGAGCUCUUAUUCUAGUGGAUGAUCGUUUUAAUAGCAACCCAAAUCGCUACAUAUCGGGGCUUUCUAAAUGGGUGAGGCAGCAGAUCCAGCACCACUCAACCUUUGCGAGUGCCCUGGAGUCCCUGACCGAGUUUUCUGAAAGGCACCAGAAAGUUACUAAUGGAGCCAAAAAAGACAAAAAGUGUAUGAAAGACAAGGAGUCUACUCUGGAAGUGGCCUGUUUGGAGGAGAGCACUCUUACAAGUGUGUCAAAAGCAAGUCAUCUAUCAGCAGAAAAUUCUAGGGAAGAAGCAGCAGAAGUGUGUGUCCAGGAGCCGCAGUGUCCGAAAAUGGCUGCCAGAACCCCGUCAGUACUGGGUCACGCUAUCUCCAGCAGGAAGAAAAGUGAUCCAGUGCUAAGAGGAGAAUCUGUUCAAACAGUGAAAACAGAGAGAAAUGUCAUUUCCAGAUCCUCCAGCCCCACUUUCGGGAAGCGAACAGAACCAGUCAGCUGGCCUGUCUUUAAUUCUCUGAGACGGCACUGCACUAGGAAAGUACAGAAUUGCGCACCUGCCCUCCUGUCUUCAGAGAGCCACGCCUCUGGUUCUUCCGCCUCCAAGACAGAAGACAAAACCGCUUUGCCCCUCACGGGUGAACGUGUGACCUCCAACGAAGCAGCUGGGGCAUCGUUCGCAGCUCGCCCUCAGUCAGAAACCGUGAUUUCGUCAGUGAAGGUUGACGUGACUCCUGCGAAGAACCAUUCCAGUCAGCUCUUCUGCCCUGAGAAAGAUCGCCAUCCGGAUAGGGACUUGCCUGCCGGAAGUGAAGAAGCAGCCAAGCAUGCCAGUUCAAAUAGAGCUACGGAAACAGAAGAAGCAGAGGAAGACGAGUCUCUGUGUUUCACACCGGAACUGUUUGAUCCUGUUGACACCGAUGAAGAACACGGGGAACUAGUGGAAACCGAUAGAUCCAGUAAUGAUUCGGAUUGUUUCUCAGCUGAAGACCUCUUUGAAACGGGGACUGGGUUCGGGCAGAAAUGAAAUCGAAGGCCGCACAGAACCAAGCAGAAUGGAGUCAUGCCCGGUGGGAGAGAACAAAGCCAACAGCUUGUCUAAGUGAAUUGACUUGGGGAAACUCGUGCGUGGGCAUGAGGACCUGGGAGCAGUGUGAGGGGCUCCCUGACCUCAGCUAAAGCCGUCAGGAUUUGGUUAAGCCUCCUUGUGUAAAUAAUAAUUUGCACAGUGGGUAAACGGUAUAAUUUUAAUUUUUUAGAUAUAUUUUCAUUGUAAGUCAUUAUCAGAUUUGUCUGUUUUAUGUUCAGAAAUACAAGUUUUAUUCUAGAGUUUUAAGUAGGUAAUCCAUACAGAGUACUUCCUCUAAUAUUUAGUUUCCUGGGCACUUUCAGUUUCACAGUUACUCAUGUUUUGUGGUUCACUUAUUGUGAUUUCAUAUGAACAUACAGAGAUUAAUCCCAGUUGAAUCUAGCCACACUUCAGCCAUAUGUUACUGUCUAUUUUAAUGCAAAUUCAUAGAUGUUUUUGGAAAUCGUAGUUUAUCUCCAAAAGCUUGCGAUUUCAUUAACCUGCCUGAGAUUGGAUGUAGCACACAGCUGCUUUCCCAGCAAGAGGAAGACUGGGGCUCUGGGCCUGCUUCAAAGUCAAAAGAAAAAAAUCGUUUAUGACUGGUUUAUUAGAGAGAAAAAGGUAAGAGUAUGCACAUUUCAUUGAAAUUGGGGCCUUUUUGUUUGCUAAAACUAAAAUAUCAGAAACAAAAUUAUAUGCAGUUAUAGAAUGCCAUUUGAAAUAUUCCAAAUAUCAGUUCUAAAGAAAGACCUCCACCUGGACAGGGACUUGCCUGCCGGAAGUGAAGAAGAAGCCAAACAUGCCAGUUCAAAUAAAGCUACGGAAGCAGAAGCAGAGGACGACUCUGUGUUUCACACCUGACCUGUUUGAUCCUGUUGACACUGAUGAAGAACACGGGAACUCGGGGAAGCUUCACUGUGCUCAGAGAAAGUGAUGUGCCUCACCCUCUGGUCUCCACACACGUGUGCACAGGCCACAAAUGUACACGUGUACACACACUCAUGUACACAUAUGCAUGUACACACAUAUGGAAAUAAUACACAGACACUAGCAGUGCCAGAGAUGUGAUACACUCUGGUAUAAAGUUUUGAUUCUGUAACAUUACGAUGGAAAACUUGGCAUGUAAAUUUAAUAAAUAAGCAGAUGUUACAUAUA
This is a messenger RNA of Peromyscus leucopus (white-footed mouse), 4951 nucleotides long. It is a transcript of the gene Brip1, whose product is annotated as BRCA1 interacting protein C-terminal helicase 1. The coding region runs from base 221 to 3754 and encodes 1177 amino acids. NCBI's taxonomy places the organism in Eukaryota, Metazoa, Chordata, Mammalia, Rodentia, Cricetidae. Gene Ontology annotation, cellular component: nucleus. The transcript is spliced from 20 exons. Gene Ontology annotation, molecular function: DNA binding; DNA helicase activity; hydrolase activity, acting on acid anhydrides, in phosphorus-containing anhydrides. The record is from RefSeq and is a predicted model, not a curated record. Gene Ontology annotation, biological process: nucleotide-excision repair; double-strand break repair involved in meiotic recombination.